AUGGAGCCGAACCCUGAAGUCACACUGAUGCAGAUCCAGCCCCAGGCUGGCCGCCCAGACACAGGCCAAGCUGAGACAGAUUCAGACUCAGGCUGGCCGCCCAGACCCAGAUUGUUCCAACACAGAUCCAGUCCCAGGAGAGAGACGGUGAAUGGGACUUCUUCGUUUGGUAAGCACCAGAAUAAGAUGCACACUUCAUGCUAUCAUUGUGGUUCUGAGGCAUACCAUCUUCAGAAGUCAACCUGUGGCAAAUGUGGAUAUCCUGCUAAACGCAAGAGAAAGUAUAAUCGGAGUGCAAAGGCUAAGCGACACAACACCUCUGGUACUAAUCAGAUGAGGCACCUAAAAAUUGUCUACCAUCAAUUCAGGAAUGUAUUCCAUGAAGGAAGAACACCUGAACCCAAGAGAGCAGCUGUUGAAGCAUCUAGUUCAUCUUGA
Messenger RNA from Dromiciops gliroides (monito del monte), 438 nucleotides. RefSeq names its product 60S ribosomal protein L37-like. The record is from RefSeq and is a predicted model, not a curated record. Gene Ontology annotation, cellular component: ribosome; cytosolic large ribosomal subunit. Gene Ontology annotation, biological process: translation. Gene Ontology annotation, molecular function: structural constituent of ribosome; RNA binding. The transcript is spliced from 2 exons. NCBI's taxonomy places the organism in Eukaryota, Metazoa, Chordata, Mammalia, Microbiotheria, Microbiotheriidae. The coding region runs from base 1 to 438 and encodes 145 amino acids.